This is a messenger RNA of Pseudo-nitzschia multistriata, 4459 nucleotides long. NCBI's taxonomy places the organism in Eukaryota, Bacillariophyta, Bacillariophyceae, Bacillariales, Bacillariaceae. The record is from the annotation of a GenBank genome assembly.
AUACGUCAGUAACGAAACCUUUGAUUUUUAUUUUUUAUCGUCCAUUGAUUUCUUUUCCAUCAAAACAACUACCGUACGUACUGGAUCAGACGAACCUUUCGAUCACACAUCAAACAUGCAUAUGCUCACAAACGGUACCGUGCAAUUGUUGAUCACUUUUCUCUAGACCACUGAACUUCAAACUUACAAACCGGCUCGAGAAGUCUUUCCUUUUCUUUGGUUCAAAGAAGCGCUAAAGGCUCUGUUUAAAAAUGAAAAACCUAGUGCUACUGGGAGAAAUUAGGAAGAAACUGGACCAGGCCUCUGCUCCCGCCUCGGAAGCAGAAGAUAUUGUGAGCCUCUGCGAAGUUUUGCCCCACAACUAUGAAUCCGAGUCAUCGACGGUUGUCUUGACAGAAAAUGGAAUAGUAACAAAGGUCACGGAGGAUGGAGAUGUUCUGUGGACGUGCAACAUCGAAGAAGCCACGGAGGAUGUUGGCGGUGGCUGGUUUGAUGUAUCCUUUGUCGAUCCAGAACUGGUUUGCUUGUCGCGGCGCGGUGCGAUUGUGACCUUGGAUCCUACAACGGGAGAAGCAGAACUCGUCGGUGUGUUCGACCAAGGCCUGGAGGCUGCAGCGUGGAGUCCGGACAAGGAGGUUCUCCUCAUGGUGACUUCUAUCGAAGAGGACGAAGACGAAGACACCGAUCAAAACAAAGAUCCCGAGAUCAAUUCUCAUCUCAUGACAAUGAAUUCUAGUUUCGAGGUGCUGGCCGAAAUCAGGAUACCAAAGUAUGUACCCUCGUCGACAUCGCCGGAGUCGAAGAUAUCGGUGGCGUGGAGGCCCGACGGUAGCCUGUGUGCCGUAAGCAGUGUCGACGCCGAGGAUUCGAUGCGAAAUGUUCGUAUCUACAAGCGGGAAACACUAGAAGUUCAUGCGAUCGGACGAUCGGAAGAUGCAAGCGGCGCACUGGUGAAAAAUCUCCAAAACGCUAGUAUUGGUUGGGCCGGUACGGGCUGCUCCCAGCUCUUGGCGGCUGUCCAAAGAAAGGGGAAAAAGACCCAGCAAGUCGUUUUCUUUGAAUCGAAUGGUUUGCGGCACAGAGAGUUUGUGCUUCGUGAAGCUCCGUCUACAGCCGUCUCAUCGCUAAAUUGGAAUUCGACGUCUGAUAUACUAGCUGUUAGUCUUCGGGAAGAAGACGGAUCGGAAAAAGUUCAGCUAUGGCAUCGAUGCAACUACCAUUGGUACCUAAAACAAGAGCUCAGGUUUUGCAGUCGUCAAUUGCGGCUGGUAAGGUUUAGCAAAGAAAAUCCGCACGAAUUGUUGAUUCUAUUGUCCAGUUUGGAAUGGAGAAAAUACGAAGUCAGGUGGGAUCCGAGCACUGUCCUGACUUUUGAAGAGAAGAGUAUGGCAUUUGUGGUGGAUGGUUCCUCUUUGAAUUUAACUGCUUUCCAGAAAGCGCUGAUCCCACCACCCAUGUGUGCCAACAGUUAUGUAAUGGAUUUCCCAAUCACCGACAUUGCCUUUUGUAAGGAACAUCAUCGUCUUGGUACCUCUUUGGUCCGUAUUUCAAAUGGUGAUCUUGUCCUCCUCGAACACACGAGAGGGACAGUAUCCUCUUUCAGUCAAACGAAGGUUCUGUGGGGUAAUACAAAAGACAUUGAUCACUAUUCUCUCCGUUCCUUCGUUAUAAUCGGGGCUGAAGGAAACAACCUUCAUCUUGUGGCAUUUCAGUCAGCUUCAUGUAAUGAAAGAAACGACAAAAUUGUAGAAAUUACCGUAACUGGCUUAGACACCCAGGAGCCUAGAUCGGAUGUUGUCGGUAGCUACUUCCUCGAAGGUCGAGUGCAGCGUGCAGUCCAGUGGUCAGAUGCGAUGGAUGGCUGCAUCCUUCAGUUGCAUGAUGGAUCGCUGGUUGAAUACGAUAGGUCCAGACACACCAGAGUCAUGCCAUCUGAUAUGGAGCCACUGUUAGAGUUGUGUCCCUGGAUAAGUGCAAUCAAGGAUGUUACUCCUUUCUGUGACUCGGAGUAUAGCAGGUCAGGGUUUGUAUUUGGCCUAUCAUCAAAAUCCCGGCUUUAUUUGAAUGAUGUAAUGCUUGCAGAUUCCGCGUCAUCUUUUUUCCUGACGUUGAACCAUGAGUUCUUGAGCUAUGUCACAACCGGAUCCAGAUGUCAAACUCGCUUCUUGCCAUUGAAAGAAGUUCACGCCUUUGACGCUCUUAUGGGACCUGAGCAAAAUUACGUACUAGAGGGCUAUGAGCCUCGCAAUGUAGAACAAGGUGCUCGAGUUGUCGCUAUCUUGCCUCAGCAACCACAAAUGAUACUUCAAAUGCCCAGGGGAAAUCUUGAGAGCAUUUAUCCCAGAGCACUUGUCCUCCAAUUUCUGAUGUCGAAGAUUACUGCCGGGGCAUAUGYCGAGGCUUUCCGGAUGAUGAGAAAACAUAAGGUAGAUCUAAAUUUGAUUGUUGAUCUGCACCCGAAAGACUUUCUAGGAAGGGGAAUCGCAUCGUUUGUGAAGAAGGUCGACACCAUAGAUUAUUUGAAUCUAUUCAUCUCCACACUCCAGAACUACGAUGUAACGCAAGCAAGGUUUCCGGUUCCAACUUGGAUUCAAAGUUCGGACGAGAAAGUUAAGGAAUCUGAGUCUUUCGACUUUUCAACAAAAGUCAAUAGMAUAUGUAGGAAGGCCCGUUCUGUGAUGAUCGACAUCGAGAUGGCAGGGGAGAAACCGAAUGGAUACUAUCUAUUGCCAGUUCUUUCAACGUUUGCAAAAGAGAACCCACCCAAACUAGACCAAGCUCUGAGCCUAAUUAAGGACAAUGCACUAMGAUUGAAUAMGACCAAGCCAUCCGCGAAUCCCCUCUUCUCAGAAACCGCCCAAAAUUCGAUCAAAUAUCUCGCGUUUCUCGCCGAGUACGAACUUCUUUUCGAAACGGCGUUGGGCAUGUAUGACUUUGAAAUAGCAAGAGCAGUUGCACGAAAUUCCCAAAUGGAUCCAAAGGUUUACCUCCCACUGCUCAAGCGAUUUAACACCCUCCCCAUGUAUUUUUCUAGGCACGAAGUCGACAUGCGCCUGAAGAGAUACGACUUGGCUUUAAAGAAUUUAUACGAGUCAAAUGCCAGGAACGAGACACUGGAUUGCUUUCCUCAAUACGAAGUUUUGGAAGGCAAUUCGUUCGAAGCUUGUAUGAAACUGAUUAACGAGCGCAAGCUUCACAAAUUAGGGCUUGAGUUGUUUUCGUCGGAUACCGAGAAAACAAAAAUUGUGUUGAUGGCACUUGGGAAGAGCCUCAUGGGAGAAAGCCGCCCCUCAACUGCUCUGGCUGUGUACCUAUCGACAGAACCUCCCGACAUUGAAGGAGCGAUGAAUGCUGCGAGAAGCGCGCAUGACUGGAAGACCUAUUUUUCUCUCCUCGAAUCCAAAGACAACGAGGAACCCAAAGACCAAGACGAGUUCCGAAUCGAACGGCGUAGACAAACUGCCAGAGAGAUUGCCAACGAGAUCAAAGCUUCGGCCUUUUCUCCGCAAACUGUGCGACAAGCUAACUUGGAUGCGUCUCGGUUGCUGUUGGACUACGGAGAUGACUUGAUUGGGGCGGUUGAUUGUUUAACAACUGCACAGAGCUGGUCAGAAGCUUACCGAGUCGCCACCCUUCAUUCCAGAAAGGACUUGAUGAAACGAUGCGUGGAUAGCUCAAUAGCCUUUGCUCACAUGUCUAUAGAUAAUUUUAUUGAUCGAGUCGAAGAAUUCAAUAAAACAAAUCUAAAAUACUUCGAGGUUCUAAAGCUACGGAAACAAAAUGUGCUCCUGCAAGGUCCAGAGCCAGCGGGAUCGGUUGGAGAUGAAACCGGGAGUCUUUUUUCUUUGGCUUCCAAUGCCUCGAACACGAGCCUGCGGAGUUCCGCGAGCACCUCGAGUACGUCUAGUGUGGGCAGCAAUGUUUCGAGUGUGAUCAGUAUCAAGACGGCCAACACGUUUUCGAUGACCGGUGGGAAGGAUGGAGAUCGCCAUCGAUCGAAAUUCAACAAAGGAAAGAAGAAGAAGAAACAGGGCAGAAAGAAGAAACCCCGAAGAAAACCAGGAAGUGUAGAAGAACUCCAAGGAUUGGUAGGUACCCUAAAGUCGUCCUGUCCAGACUCGGACUAUAGUGCUACAAUCACUGGAACAAUUCAGUUUCUGGUGAUCGUCCAAAACCUUGCACUGGCCAAAGAACUUUUCGACGCCUACAACCGCCUGCAAGAAUCCAUUGAAAAGUCUCAAUCAGAGCGGCUGGAAAACGUAGCAAAGGAUAAGAAGGAAGCAGAAGGGUUGACUCGAUCUCACGGCGUGGAACACGAUUUGAAUCACAUUCUGAUCGAUCUUCCUAUAGAGAAGGAAGUCGAUGCAUUGGCGUGUGCUCCACUCGCUUCGAGUAUAUCCGACUUCUUUGAUUUCCUGCCUCACUAGAGCACUUCCGAUCGACUUUACUURGUGCACAC